GCCGGCGCCAUUCAGUACAUUCUCAACCGGCGACGGAGACACGCGCUGACACAAUAUAAAUAAAUUACGAUAACAAAAAUAUAUAUUUAAUGUGGUUUUUGUGUUGAGGACAGCCUUGUGUUUAGAUUCACAAUUUGUUACCGGCGCGUACGCUAAAAGUCGGCGUUAGUUGGUGAUCGUGCUAACUGUGGAUUAAGUACUGUUUUCCCGCAAAGUGCAUUUCGGACGACACCAUGGUACAAAGAGUUGCUACAGACGAGCGGCCGUUCGAGACCCCAUCUUCCGAUGAGAGCGGCUUGGGGAGGGACUCUCCUACUGAUGACUCUGAGCCUGAAGCUGCUUUGGUCGUCCCUCCCGAUGGAGGCUGGGGCUGGGUGGUGGUGGCUGCUUCUUUCAUUUGCAACUUCAUUGUCGAUGGUAUACUUUUCUGUGGUGGAUCUUUCCAGAAACCCAUUCAGAAUGAAUUUAAUGUGACUGGGGGAGUGGUGGCACCAGUCUUCUCAUUACUACAGGGAUUUUAUCUUAUCGCUGGUCCGUUUGCUUCUGCCUUAGCAAAUAAGUAUGGUUUUCGUGUUGUGACGAUUUUGGGAAGUAUGAUUACGGCUUGUGCGUUUUCGUUGUCAUAUUUUGCGUCCAGCGUUGAGUAUUUGUACCUAAUCUAUGGAAUAAUGGGAGGGAUUGGCUUCUGUAUGAUAUACAUGCCUGCCGUGUUGACUGUCGGUUUCUACUUCGAGAGAUGGCGCGCUUUAGCCACAGGAUUGGCACUUUGUGGCUCCGGAGUCGGUACCUUUGUGUUCGCACCGCUGACUGACUCUCUUAUCUCCAACUAUGGUUGGAGAGUUGCCGUUGCAAUUAACGGAGCGUUCCUUCUCAUCUGUCUGGUUUGCGGUCUCGCAUUUAGGCCCAUACAACCUGUUAGGGUGACAUUAGCAGAUCAAAGAGAAGAAGAUGAUACGUCGCGGCGACACGAGGAAGCUGUCGAGAAACUUAACUCCAUGCUCAAACUCCACAACAAACUGGACUCUGGAAUCUCAAUGCCCCCAGAAAUGAGAUUCACCAACCGAGUCAGCCCACACACAUGGAUGGGAGUCGCCAAUAACACUAGGUACCCGACUGCCGAAGAAGUCUUCCGGGGAAGCAACUCACAUCUCAGCAGAAGGUCGUCGGCAACGGCCGGCACGAUUAAACAUAAUUGUAAGCCGCUCUUCAUUGCCAGCUCAGUGGCCGAAAAAGACGAACAGGAGGACUCUAACAGCAAUGUCGACAAUGCCGAGCCACUGAUUGCUAAUACAGUUAAAAUAGUCACGCGGGAGGCUCGGCCUCGCCGAUCCCACCUCGAUUUGGUCGCACGCCCUAUGUAUCGUGACGAUAUCUUUUUCGGGGGCAGUCUCGCAAGGCUGCCUCAAUACACGUCUAGAACAUCGCUCGGGUACCACUUGGCCGUGACGCACGUCCCGACAAAGGAGGAUACACAGGAGGAGCAGUCUGGAAAAUGUCAACUCUGUCCGGAAGCGGUGAGACGAGCGCUCGCUACCAUGCUGGACGUCAGCUUGUUCCGGUCGCCGACGUUUAACAUACUGGCCAUAAGCGGAUUCUUCACUAUGUUGGGAUUCUUCGUGCCGUACACAUACGUAGCACAGAGGGCGGAAGACAACGGCUGGACUAAAUCGAAGAGCGUGUGGUUGAUAUCGACGAUCGGCAUUACAAACAUCCUCGGACGUAUUGCAUGUGGGCUGGUUUCCUCUAUGCCAAAAGUGUCUCCACUAUGGUUGAACAACAUCGCUCUUACUGCCGGUGGCGUGGCUACGAUGAUGAGUGGACUGUACUUCAAUGAAAUCUACCAGUUCGGAUACUGCGCAAUCUUUGGGCUAGCUGUCGCAUGUUUCGCAUCCCUUCGUUCAAUCUUGGUGGUGGAGUACAUAGGUCUAGAGCAGUUGACCAACUGCUUCGGUUUGUUCCUGCUCUUUCAGGGCCUCGGAGCUGUGUUAGGUGUUCCCAUAGCAGGUGCUCUAAUGGACCUAACACAUAGCUACACCAUAUCGUUCUGUGUCUCUGGCGGUUUCUUAAUCUUUUCUGCCGUAAUGUGUUACCCAGUGGACUACAUUAGUCGGUGGGAGAAAUCUAGGAGCAAGCUGUCCACCCCAAAAGUCUGAAAUAUGAGAAAUCGAGAUGUGAUUCCAACACACCAGGUUUCUGGUAGAAUUUUUAGUCCGUUUUAGGACGUAAAUGAAAGAAGAUGGGAAAUGGUUCUCCAUAACUUGUCUACAAAUUAAAAAUUUGACCACAUUAUUCCUUAACAAUACAUUAUUUAUAUAGAACUCCAUAGACUAAGCAUAUGUAACACAUAACUUUAUAUCCACAAUUAAAUGACAAUGUAAAUAAAACAUACUUAGAAAUAAUAAUUGCAGAACAAACAGUUAUUGAAGAGUUGAAACCAUUUCGUAUUACUUCUUUCAUGUUAGGUGAUCACUGCCUUUCCGCAGUUUAUUCUUUAAGUGGCCUUUGACGAAUCAAAUCCUUCCAUGAACCUAUUUCAUAUAUAUAUAUAUAUAUUAAUUUUUGUACUUAUAAUGCACCGGUCGUGUACAGAUAAUGGGUUGCACUCAUUCUGAAACUAGCAGCUGUCAAUACCACCUGACAGUUUCAUGGAAGUUUCCAUAACGGCCAAAUCUUAGCCAAAUUGGGAAAACGAAGCUCGCAUUUUGGAACUAGUUGAUAGUCAACAGCCAAAUUAUUUUUAAGAAAUUGGAACUCUAGUUUUGUACUUAAACGAACAUCACGUAGAGAUUAAUUUUUAUCGGAAUAUACGAAUAGUAGAGUGACACAUUGAAGCCCAAAAAUUGUGAUGGUAGAGUUUGUGCAUUUAAAUUAGUUAAGUAUAUAGUUUAGUUUUAAAAGUACAAAGCGAGAAUAUAUUUAUGACGUGCAAUAUAUCUAUUUGAGUAACGUCAAUGAAUGUUCAAUAUGGAAAUUUUGAGAAUAAUCUUGUCAGGGUACUAUAAAACCGAAUUUGAAGUGCCUUACUAUUUAAAAUAUUAAAUGUGUACACAAUAAUAAUUGCUAAAGAUGUUUAUGCGAUCUUGAUAAAGUAGAAAAGUACCUAUACAUACAAAUUUUUCGUACGCUACGCGCCUUUUAAAGUUCUUGGUGUGAAUAUGAAUGAGUUUUUGAAUUAUAUACCUUUAUGACCCUUAAACCAAUUUAUCAUUAGAUUAAGGCGUAAUGUUUAAAAACGUGUGAUUAUAAAUUAUAUUUUUAAUGUAUGUGCCUUAUUGUAAGUUGUUAUGAGAUAGACAAGUUAUCUUUUAUUGAAGAUAAAUUAUAUUUUGUCUCCAUGCUACUUUUACUUUUAAUAUGCCUAUUGUACUUGAUUCCUUUAUAUUUUAUUAAUUAUGUAUUUUACAGGACAAGCUGUAAAUAGAAUUACAACAUAUAAUUAUUUCAGUAUGUUAAUAAAACGCAAUGUAAUUUGUAAUUUCUAUUCAUUCGGUCAUUUCCACAAAUCAUAUUUUAACAAUUACCAACUAUGUGUCCUUAGUAGGUAAUUGAUUAUUACUAUGUUGCUUGUAGAAUAAAAUGAUAAUUGAUAUUAAGAUAACUGUGGCUGUGGUUUGUAGAAAUAUAUGUAAAAUUAUAGUCAUAUUUAACUUCUUAUUAUUGUUUAAGAAUUCACAAAUUCAGGCUUACGGGAAGUGCGACAUAUAUUAUACUUUUUUUUUAACUCACCGGAUUCAAAGAAGUAGAACCAACUUCAUAAACUGACAUAGAUGACCACUUCAAGAUAUCUUUAAUGAAUUUAGUUAUUGCCUUAGAAUUUUUGGUACAUAUUUGUAUAUAAUAUAAAAAAAAUCUAAUGUGACUAUGAUUUUAUUUCAAUUUAAACAGUAAACCCCACAGUGCCAUAAGUUUAACUCGGUAACAUUUCCCCACAUUAUUUUAGAUUUAGUUGUAACAGUAUAUCCAAUAAACUUGUUGUUAUUA
Pieris brassicae (large cabbage white) is the source of this 3981-nucleotide messenger RNA. RefSeq lists its product as uncharacterized. The transcript is spliced from 9 exons. Gene Ontology annotation, biological process: transmembrane transport; monocarboxylic acid transport. Bases 234 to 2153 code for a protein of 639 amino acids. Lineage: Eukaryota; Metazoa; Arthropoda; Insecta; Lepidoptera; Pieridae. Gene Ontology annotation, molecular function: monocarboxylic acid transmembrane transporter activity. The record is from RefSeq and is a predicted model, not a curated record.